Lytechinus variegatus (green sea urchin) is the source of this 2577-nucleotide messenger RNA. RefSeq lists its product as uncharacterized. The record is from RefSeq and is a predicted model, not a curated record. The transcript has a single exon. Bases 1 to 2577 code for a protein of 858 amino acids. Lineage: Eukaryota; Metazoa; Echinodermata; Echinoidea; Temnopleuroida; Toxopneustidae.
AUGGAUCUCAUACCAAAGGGUUUUCGCAUAAAGAAUCCUUUAAACUCAACAAUUAACAGUCGGAAAGCUGAGAGCAUCUGCAAGAGGACGUCAGAACGGUUAAGGAACCAUACACUCAACGAAUCUUACCGCAGGCAAAAGUUCUUGGAUGAGGAGCUUCAUCGAGCAAAAGACAAUCUCUCUCUUCGCCUCCAGCAAUCGAAUGAUGAUGGAUACUUUGCAACAAUUAUUCAACACUUGGAACGCCAUUAUGAGAAGAUGAUUAAGCUCUGCAUGCACCACAAAUCCCUGAAACUUGAUCGUCUCGCCAAACAAACCCCGCUUCUCCAAGAUGAACCAACUCUGGAUGACAACUCUACUGAAAGUAGAACAGUUAUCAAUCUGUCGUCUUAUGAGCUGAGGAAGGAAGAGAAGGAGACUCUGCAACUGGGUUUAUCAUACUGCCCUCCCCAACAGCUGGAUGCUAUUCAGUUAUGCAAGGAUACUUCAGACUUCAACAGACGUAUCAAACUCCGGGAGUACUUCAGUGCAAAUGACAACGGAUCUGGCGAAACUUCGAGGAAGGAACCACCACCACCGUGUCAGCCUUCAUUGACCAAGCCUAAGUGGACUCCACCAGAAGGGAGGAACGUCUACAUUGACAGAUUCACAGCCAACAUCGAAAACCAACUCGAUCACUUCCUUCACAAUGCCUGGCAGCCUGAAACCAGUGUGACUGAGAAGAUGCAACGUAAGUCUAUCACCUCCCUCAAGAACAAUAGAGAUAUUAUUAUCAAGCCCGCUGAUAAAGGCGGUGCUGUAGUAGUGCAAGAUAUAACUUCCUACAAAGAAGAAGUAACUAGGCAACUUUCGGACAAUACAUUUUACGAAACUCUAUCUAAAGACCCUACUGAUGAAUUUCGUGAACUAGCUCAGAAAUGUGUUGAUGAAAUUCCAGGUAGUGGUAUAUCUUUAACCAAAGAACCUAUAGUCAGUCAGUUUUACUUACUACCUAAAGUGCAUAAGCUGUCUAAAAUGGUGACGAAGGAAACCAAUCAAGAAUACACUAAUGCUGAAUCAAUUAUUGCAGCAGCGAAAGAGCACUCUAUCAUUCCACCAGGUAGACCUAUAGUUUCGAGUAUUGGUUCUCUUACCGAGCCAAUGUCUCAGUUUGUUGAUAGGAAACUUCAACCGUACCUACCUAAAAUAAAGAGCUAUAUCAAGGAUACUACUGAUUUCUUGAAAAAAAUCCAGUCAGUUCAAAUUGCCCCUGGUUCUACCCUCGUCACCAUGGAUGUACAGAGUCUCUACACUAAUAUACCCCAUAGAGAGGGUGUCCAGGCUAUCCGCAAAUUUCUUAACAGGCAUGCUAUUGUGGACGAGACCUUGGAUGUAGACGCUUUAGCUCAUAUGGUUGAAUUCAUAUUAACGCACAAUCAUUUCGAAUAUGAUAACAACCACUAUCUCCAAAAGCAGGGUACAGCCAUGGGCACAAAAAUGGCACCCGCAUAUGCUAGCAUUUUCAUGGCUGUAAUAGAAGAGCAAUUUCUGACAAAUCAUCCUCAUAAACCGACUCUAUAUGCUCGGUAUAUAGAUGACAUUUUCAUGAUUUGGGAACAUCCUGACGACACACUAGCAAAGUUCCACAACGAUUUCAAUUCAUGCAGUGAAAGCAUUAAAUUCACAAUGGAAAACUCAAAGAAGGAAAUCAAUUUUCUAGAUGUAUCCGUUUCUAUCGACCACGAAACGAACACUUUGAAUACAUCUGUGUACCGUAAGCCAACUGAUUCCUUCUCAUAUUUGAGGUUUGAUUCUUUCCAUCCAAAACACAUAAAGCAAUCAAUUGUCUAUAGUCAGAUGCUACGCUUUCGCCGUAUUAUAUCUAAGGAGGAUGAGUUUGACAGACAGGCCCUUAUACUAGGCAGACAAUUCAUAAGGAGAGGGUAUCCCCCCAAAUUGAUUUCAGAGACUAUUCGGAGAGUAAAGAAGAAAUCUCGUAAAGAUCUUCUUAAUAAGGACCGUUUGGUCAAUGAGAAGAAACGACUCCCUCUAGUGACCACUUUCCAUCCCGAUACCAAGAAAUUCGUAAAACAGGUCAGGCAGGAAUGGCCUACAUUGGCUCUCGAUCCCAAGCUAGGAAAAAUAGUCGGAGAAAACCCUCUUCAUGCUCAACGUCAACCUCCCAAUCUGAGGAAAUUGCUUGUGAGCACCAGACUCCCGACACCUGAGCAUCCAAGAGGUAACAUACCUUGUGACAAACCCAGAUGUCAAAUCUGUAAACAUAUCGUUACUGACACCACAAUAAGAAUUGCUAAGAAUGUUACCCUGCACCCGCAGAGACAUGACUGCGAUGCCAGUAACGUGCUUUACUGUUUGCUCUGCGCACGUUGCCCCCAAGCAAUCUAUAUUGGUGAAACCAGCACGAAAUUCCGAAUGCGCUUCAAUAACCACAAAUCAUCUAUUCAGAAGAAACGUACCGACCUUCCUGUUGCCAGACAUUUCUGCCUUCCUGGACAUUCGUUAGCGGAUGUGAAAGUGUGCAUAUUUGGGGAGGAUACAAAUCAGUGGACGAGAGAAGAACCGCUGAACUACGAAUAA